Messenger RNA from Trichoplusia ni (cabbage looper), 496 nucleotides. Its product is annotated as ATP synthase-coupling factor 6, mitochondrial-like. The transcript is spliced from 3 exons. The record is from RefSeq and is a predicted model, not a curated record. Gene Ontology annotation, molecular function: proton transmembrane transporter activity. Gene Ontology annotation, biological process: proton motive force-driven ATP synthesis. Bases 16 to 432 code for a protein of 138 amino acids. NCBI's taxonomy places the organism in Eukaryota, Metazoa, Arthropoda, Insecta, Lepidoptera, Noctuidae.
UUGAUUUCAGAACGUAUGAUAAGUGAGUAUCGAUCAGAUUCACACUACUUUAAAAAAGCUAGCUGUCAAAAUUGUCAAAGGGUCCUAGACAAUCGAAAAAACAUAAAGAUGCUCACUUCUACACUUUUGGGUGGUCUGAAGGCCGCGCAGGCUUCCGUGGUCAUCACCAGGAACCUGGCGGCGGCACAGAAGGUUGCCGACCCCAUCCAGCAGCUGUUCCUCGACAAAAUCAGGGAAUACAAACAGAAGAGCGCUGGUGGCAAACUGGUGGAAGCUAGCCCGGCUAUCGAGAAGGAGAUGAAGACUGAGCUGGAGAAGCUGGAGAAGCAGUAUGGAGGUGGCCCCGGAGUAGACAUGACCUCAUUCCCCUCCUUCAAGUUCGAGGAGCCCAAGCUUGACCCCAUCAACGAGCAGUUUGUCGCCAAGAAGUGAACAGAGUCUGCUUUGUCAACGGAUAUUGUAUAAGUGUAUCAUUAAAUCAAUUAAUUAGACUGUA